UCUUUUAUUAGUUUUUAUUGUGAAUCAAGGUUAAAAAUAAAAGUUCUCUCGUCGCACAGUGCGAGAUUAUGUCACACUUUUCACAAAACCGUAACUAAUUUGUCCAUUUUUCGUCAAAAACAUCAGAAACAUGCGAAGUUUCGAAGUGACAUUCCUACUUUUCGUCACAUUCCCACUAAAUACGAUGGUUGUCAUUAAGCCACGAUACGUAAUUGGCUCGCAAUCCGAAGUUGCAAGUGGAUCACCUAUCAUCUGGGUUCUCGGAGGCCCUGGCUGUGGAAAAGGCACGCAAUGCGAUCGCAUCAUCGCCAAAUACGGCUUUUCGCACUUUAGUACCGGAGAUUUGUUGCGUGCUGAAGUUGCUUCGGGCUCGCCCAAAGGCAAGGAGUUGCAAGACAUGAUGACGAAGGGUCUCUUGGUGUCGAAUCAAAUUGUUCUCGAGUUGUUGGAGGCAGCAAUGAACAAAGUCGCAAAUACCCCGGGAUUUUUGAUCGACGGAUAUCCACGUGAGCCCGCACAAGGACCUGAAUUCGAGAAAAUUAUCGCACCUGUUGACAUUAUUUUGUACUUUGAGUGCUCUGAUAACACUUUGGUUACUCGGAUCAUGAAACGUGCUGCCGAAUCAGCAGUUAAGCGUGCCGAUGACAACGAGGAGACUCUUAAAACCAGAAUCGCCACGUUCAGAGAGAAUACCGAGAAGAUUCUCGCACAAUAUCCAAGCCAAUUGCGAAGAAUUGACGCUGAACGUGAUGUCGAUACCAUCUUUGCCGAUGUCACCAAAGCCAUCGAUGAUUGUCUAGCCACCAAAAAAACCAAAGCUGCUGUUGCACAAUAAGCUUUUCACCAAAAAUUUUAAUAUAAAAAUCGUCAAAUUUUAAACUUUUACGCUUAAAUCGUUCGAAAUUGUCUUAUUUAUUAACGUUUUUCGGAGAAACAAAUGUAAUUUUUGUGUAAAAAUUCAAUUUUAGAAAAUUUAUUAAAACAAAUAUUAUUUAUUGAA
This is a messenger RNA of Culicoides brevitarsis, 1000 nucleotides long. RefSeq names its product adenylate kinase isoenzyme 1 (gene Ak1). NCBI's taxonomy places the organism in Eukaryota, Metazoa, Arthropoda, Insecta, Diptera, Ceratopogonidae. The record is from RefSeq and is a predicted model, not a curated record. Gene Ontology annotation, molecular function: ATP binding; nucleoside diphosphate kinase activity; AMP kinase activity. Gene Ontology annotation, biological process: nucleobase-containing compound metabolic process. The transcript is spliced from 4 exons. Gene Ontology annotation, cellular component: cytoplasm. Bases 131 to 835 code for a protein of 234 amino acids.